Pediculus humanus corporis (human body louse) is the source of this 1428-nucleotide messenger RNA. Its product is annotated as suppressor of fused, putative. Bases 1 to 1428 code for a protein of 475 amino acids. The record is from RefSeq and is a predicted model, not a curated record. The transcript is spliced from 6 exons. Lineage: Eukaryota; Metazoa; Arthropoda; Insecta; Psocodea; Pediculidae. Gene Ontology annotation, molecular function: transcription factor binding. Gene Ontology annotation, cellular component: cytoplasm; nucleus.
AUGGCCGAAGACAAUUCAAGAAUUAAAAAUCAUGCUUUACCCGUGCUUCCACCGACUCCUCCUGGUUUAGAAGCAUUGUAUUCCCUCUGUAGAAGAAUUUAUCCGGAACAAGAAAAUCCACUUCAAGUAACUGCGGUUAUUAAAUACUGGUUGGGUGGUCCAGAUCCUUUAGAUUAUAUAAGUAUGUAUUUAAAUCCUGGAAAUCCGAGCAUAAAUGUACCACCGCAUUGGCAUUACAUCAGUUUUGGUUUAUCCGAUUUACAUGGUGAUGGAAGAGUACACGAAGUUUCUGAUUCUGAUUCUCCAAGCGGUUUCGGUUUUGAAUUGACAUUUAGACUUAAGAGAGAACCCGAAGAAACAGCACCACCGACUUGGCCAGCAGCAGUUAUGCAAGCACUUGCUAAAUAUGUUUUCAGCUCUGGAAACACAUUAUGUCCAAAUGAUCAUGUGUCUUGGCAUUGUGCUCUUGAUAAUUCUGAAUCUAGAAUUCAACACAUGCUUAUGUAUCAAGAUUUACAACUUGGAACUGUGCAAACCCCAUUCGGACCGGUUAAUUUCGUUCAAAUCGUUGGAAUAACUAAAGAAGAAUUACAAGCAGCUCAACAUUGGAACGGUGCUGGAGUUUUGGACAUUUUAAAAAGAUUGCCAGGAGCUGGGGGAGAAUGGUUGGUCACUGACAUGAGACGAGGGGAAAGUAUGCUUGAACUGGAUUUGAACGCUCAGGAAAUAAUUGAAAAAGGUAUCGAAACUGAGGGAUCAAAUUUAGGUGGUGUUAGUGCGAAAUGUUCAUGGAUUGAAAAAGACUUUGACAUUGAAUGCAGUUUACAUGAACAAAGUUCAAUUAUUGCUAAAUCAGAACUUGGGGGGCCUAGAAUAUCGGAACAAGAAAGUCAACAAAUAAAAAGUGAACUUAAAAAAGGUUUGCUAAGUUCAAAACCUGGAAUAAACAAUUCGUUAAUUAAAACGGAAGAUUUCGAAGACUUUGACAGGUAUGUCCUCUUUUUCCUUCCAAAUGUGAGCGUUAGAAAAAGCGAUAUCAUGUUUCAAGGUAACUUUGCAGAAUCCACCGAAUUAGUUCAUGUUGUACAUUUAGAAGGAAUACAUUUGACAUUUAAUUUAGAAUCUGGAAUUCUUCUUCCAUUAGCUCUAAGGGGAAGAGUCAAACACGGACGUCAUUUUACAUUUAAAUCCGUUCUCGGAGACACGGCCAUCACAUUUGUGGCAUCAUCCGUCACGGGUACUUUUGUCAAUUCCGAUCAUCCCUAUGCAGCACACGGACCUUGGCUUCAGGUAUUGAUACCGGAUGAUUUUGCUACGGAAAUGAUAACGGAUAUCGAGAUGUUAAAUCAAAAUACGGAUGAAAUAACGUUUCCGAAAACGUUCGCUUGGCCGGAUAGAAAAAUUGUUAUUACAAUCGUGCCUAAUUGA